GCAAAAAGGCAGUAGGCGAGGGUUUUCGCGCGCUCUCUCUCUCUCUCUCUCACACACAGUAUCUCUCCCUCUUUCUCCACCAUAGCUUUAGCUCUCUACUGCGCCGACAUCUCUGAUUUUCCAAGGCUUAACUCAGAACAGUAAGAAUCAUCUCAAUUUCGAAGGAACUAAAGCCAAGGCUAUAGAUGCACGAGGGACAUGAAAAAUGCCUGCUCUUUUACAUUUUCUAAGGCUUUAAAUUUUGGCGCUUUAGCUGCAAGAUCACUGAAUUCCUACUUGAGUUUGAGUUUCCCCUUGAGGUGUUCUAUUAGGACUGUUAGAAUGGAAAAUAAUAAUAAUGGCAACCUAAAGGUUGGCGAUGAUGGUUCCAGAGGCGCCUUCAUAGUUCUAGAAGGUUUGGAUCGCAGUGGAAAGACUUCACAAUGUAGCAAGUUACUAUCUUACUUGGAGGGACUAGGGCAUCCGACUGAAUUAUGGCGUUUUCCUGAUAGGUCGACUAGCAUUGGACAGAUGAUAUCUGCUUACCUUUCAAAUCAAUCUCAGUUGGAUGAUCACACAAUCCAUCUCCUAUACAGUGCAAAUCGGUGGGAGAAGAGCUCAUUGAUGGAAACUAAACUGAAAAGUGGAACUACUCUCAUUGUUGACCGUUACUCUUACUCCGGAGUUGCUUUCUCAUCUGCCAAAGGACUUGAUUUUGAAUGGUGUAAGGCUCCUGAGAUUGGAUUGCUGGCUCCAGAUCUUGUUCUGUACCUUGAUAUAACACCUGAGAAAGCUGCAGAAAGAGGAGGUUAUGGUGGUGAAAGAUAUGAGAAACUUGAGUUCCAGAAGAAAGUUGCUGAAAGCUAUCAGGCCCUUCGUGAUCCCUCGUGGAAGAUUAUAGAUGGCUGCCAAUCCAUGGAAGAGGUUCAAAAACUGCUUCAAGAGAUUGUGUUGGAUCAUGUUAUAGCAUGUAAAAAGGGAAGAGCCCUUUCUCACCUCUGGUGAUGCUACUUUUUAUUGUUAAGAGGAUUUGGGUGAGAUAUAGUGAGCUUCACAACUUCUUUUCUUUGAUUUCGAAAUAUUAUUUGGUAUGUGUGAUUUCCACUUUUUUUUUUUUUUUUAAACGGUUUUAUGUUUAUGUUUACACGUAAUUUUAGUAGUUUUUUCAUACA
Molecule: messenger RNA, 1151 nt
Organism: Hevea brasiliensis (rubber tree)
Lineage: Eukaryota; Viridiplantae; Streptophyta; Magnoliopsida; Malpighiales; Euphorbiaceae
Product: thymidylate kinase
Exons: 7
Coding region: 199-984 (261 amino acids)
Biological process (GO): dUDP biosynthetic process; dTTP biosynthetic process; dTDP biosynthetic process
Cellular component (GO): mitochondrion; nucleus; cytoplasm
Molecular function (GO): dTMP kinase activity; ATP binding
Source: RefSeq, a predicted model, not a curated record